UCCUCUCCUUAGUUACUAAUUUCAGCUUCUUUCUUAUAUUUCUCAUCAUCAAACUGUGCGAUUGAUCCAUGGAAGCCAAAGCUUCCUACACCAGGGAUGGCACCGUAGAUCUUCAGGGCCGCCCUGUGCUUGCCUCCAAGACUGGCAAAUGGAAAGCUUGUGCUUUUCUUGUUGGGUACGAAGCAUUUGAGAGGAUGGCUUUCUAUGGAAUAGCUUCAAAUUUGGUGAAUUACUUGACCACUCAGCUUCAUGAAGACACAGUUUCCUCUGUUAGAAAUGUCAAUAACUGGUCCGGUUCAGUAUGGAUGACACCAAUUCUGGGGGCUUACAUAGCCGACUCUUACUUGGGUCGUUUCUGGACUUUCACCAUCUCAUCCCUCAUUUACGUCAUGGGAAUGAUGCUUCUGACGAUGGCUGUUUCACUGAAAAGCUUCAAGCCAAGCUGCAGCAAUGGCAUUUGCAACAAGGCCUCCUCUUCACAGAUUGCAUUCUUCUACAUUUCGCUCUACAUCAUAGCAAUUGGGUCUGGGGGGACAAAACCCAACAUCUCCACCUUUGGGGCAGACCAGUUUGAUGAUUUCGACCCUCAAGAGAAGAAGCUCAAGGCCUCAUUUUUCAACUGGUGGAUGUUCAGCUCUUUCUUGGGUGCUUUAGUUGCAACCCUAGGCCUUGUUUACAUCCAAGAAAACUUGGGUUGGGGGUUAGGGUAUGGCAUCCCCACAGUUGGUCUUAUACUGUCCUUGUUCAUCUUCUACUUUGGAACCCCAAUGUAUAGGCACAAAGUUAGCAACACCAAAAGCCCUGCAAGGGACUUGUUUCAAAUCCCCAUUGCUGCCUAUAAAAAUCGAAAGGCUCAGCUCCCUAGCAACCCAUCUGAGCUUCAUGAGUUUGAGCCACAGCAUUACAUUAAUAGUGGAAAACGCCAGAUGUACCACACUCCAAUUUUCAGGUUCUUGGACAAGGCUGCGAUAAAAGAUGGCAACAACAUGGAUGCUUCAUUGAGGCCUCCAUGCACAGUGACACAAGUUGAAGGAACAAAGCUAGUUAUUGGAAUGGCCAUGAUAUGGCUUGUCACUCUAAUUCCUAGCACCAUUUGGGCACAAAUCAACACUUUGUUUGUCAAGCAAGGCACCACCCUAGACCGAAGCCUAGGCCAACAAUUCCACAUACCCUCAGCCUCCCUAGGGAGCUUUGUGACCCUCUCAAUGCUUCUCUCUGUGCCUAUGUACGACCGUUAUUUUGUGCCGUUGGUACGAGCCAGAACCAAAAACCCUAGAGGAAUCACACUUCUCCAAAGACUUGGGAUUGGAUUUGUGGUCCAAGUUAUAGCCAUUGCAAUUGCUUAUGCUGUGGAAGUUAGGAGAAUGCAUGUGAUCAGAGCGCACCAUCUUAAUGGGCCUAAAGAAAUUGUGCCCAUGAGCAUUUUUUGGUUGCUACCCCAAUAUGUGCUGCUUGGGAUAGCUGAUGUGUUCAAUGCAAUUGGGUUGCUUGAGUUUUUCUAUGAUCAGUCUCCAGAGGACAUGCAGAGUCUUGGGACAACUUUUUUCACAAGUGGGAUUGGGGUUGGUAACUUUUUGAACAGCUUUCUUGUGACGGUGGUGGAUAAAAUUACAGGGAGGAAUGGAGGUAAAAGUUGGAUCGGUAACAACUUGAAUGACUGUCACUUGGAUUAUUACUAUGGGUUUCUUUUGGUCAUAUCUUCUAUAAACUUAGGGGCAUUUUUGUGGGCUUCUUGCAAAUAUGUCUACAAAAGGGAAUCGGUGGAAGCGAAGGAGGGUUGUGUUGAUCCGGUGGAGGGCAAAGCAAUUGCAACUUCUCCACUUGGGCUACAAGUCUAAAGUAAUUUAGAAAGUUUGGUGUCUAUUGACUACUUUGUAAUAUGGAUGAUGAUUGUUCACUUUUUUAGUUUGACAAUAUGUAUGUUUUACUUUCAAUCUAAGUUAAUUUAUAUCACAAGUUUUGA
This is a messenger RNA of Prunus mume (Japanese apricot), 1963 nucleotides long. RefSeq names its product Major facilitator superfamily protein. Lineage: Eukaryota; Viridiplantae; Streptophyta; Magnoliopsida; Rosales; Rosaceae. Gene Ontology annotation, biological process: dipeptide transport; transmembrane transport. Gene Ontology annotation, molecular function: dipeptide transmembrane transporter activity; tripeptide transmembrane transporter activity. The record is from RefSeq and is a predicted model, not a curated record. Gene Ontology annotation, cellular component: membrane.